Siniperca chuatsi (mandarin fish) is the source of this 3955-nucleotide messenger RNA. Its product is annotated as alpha-N-acetylgalactosaminide alpha-2,6-sialyltransferase 1-like. The transcript is spliced from 9 exons. Gene Ontology annotation, molecular function: sialyltransferase activity. The record is from RefSeq and is a predicted model, not a curated record. The coding region runs from base 59 to 1435 and encodes 458 amino acids. NCBI's taxonomy places the organism in Eukaryota, Metazoa, Chordata, Actinopteri, Centrarchiformes, Sinipercidae.
UGUUAAGUGCAUACACACUCUUUAUUUAAUUGACCAGCAAAGCCUACAGUUCUCAGGGAUGGUGCUCCAAACCUCCAGGAUUUUUUCUUUGCUGUUUGUGAUCGCAGUUGCCAUUGUACUUUUAAUUUUAUCAUGGGGAUAUUUAUCAACAAGCAUCAGCUGGACUGCUUACUCAGAAAAUAACAGACACCAAGAUGAAGACAGUUUGCUUAAGAGUUACAUUGAACUCUGGGUUAAAAAAGGAAACUCAACCCAUCCGCCUGCUGUGUUCACCACAACACAUAAAGCAAAAAUUGCUGAUUCCACAAAAACAAACCAGGUGACAAAGCUAAAAACUGAUCAAAUGAGAGCCUCUACACAUGGCGCUGUGGCUGAGACUCCCAUACCCGUCCUUUUAAAAAAAUCCUUCAAGAAGCUUCCUCAGUGGGAUUUUGAGGAUGUUUAUAACCAGGAUGCCCCACCCAGACAGACAACAUGUGCCCAGUCUCUGCGAAACUCUGAGGAUGAGAGCUUCAAGAAGGCUUUCCUUCCCAACAUACGUUUGUUUCUGCACAAAGACAAUUUCAACAUGAGCGAGUGGAACCGACUUUCACAUUUUAACAACCCUUUUGGUUUUAUGGAAUACCAGUAUAACGAUGUGAUGCCUUCAUUGAAGUUGAUCCCAAAGCCAAAAGAGCCACUACUCCUUCCAAAGCCAGGCAAUGGAGGGUGUGUGCGCUGUGCUGUGGUGGGCACUGGGGGGAUCCUCAAUGGCUCUAAAAUGGGGAAAGAGAUCGAUGCUCACGAUUACGUCUUCCGGAUGAACGGUGCAGCCAUCAAAGGUUACGAGGAAGACGUAGGAAACAGAACAUCGGUGUACGUUCACACGGCCCACUCCAUCACUACGUCGCUGUAUUUGUUCAAGAAGUACGGAUACACAUCUGCCCCGCAUGAUGAGGGUAUAAAAUACGUGAUGAUUCCUGAGGGGAUGAGGGAUUUCAACUGGCUCGAGGGUCUUCUCAAAGGAGAAAGGGUCUCUGCUGGCCCAUAUCACAACAAACGGCCAUGGACGUACUAUGGUGGGCAGUACAAUGAGAGCCGCUUCUAUGUUCUGCACCAGGAUUUCCUCAGAUACGUGCGGAACAGGUUCUUAAAGUCUGCUCAUCUGAAUAAUUCAUACUGGGCGAUAGUCCGACCAACCAAUGGGGCAUUCGCUCUCUUCCUGGCUCUGCACACCUGUGACACUGUGAGCGCAUAUGGAUUCAUGACUGAGGACUACAAGAAAUACUCUAACUACUAUGUUGAGAAGAAUAUUAAAACCCAUGUCGUUUUCUACGCAAACCACGACUAUAUCCUGGAGAUGAAUUUGUGGAAAAAAUUACACAACAGCAAAAUAAUGAGGCUAUAUCAAAGAACAGACUCAGAAACAGGGACAGAAAAACCGAAGCAACUCUGAUACACUGAGAAUGGCAGUAAUGGCAUCAAGAACUUCAUUUUCAUUUAAAAAAAUUCUUAUUCUUAUUGUUUACCCUCCUUGGAAAAGAUAAGGAAACUCAAACCCUGCGAGACAAUGUGUCACUGUCCAAAUUAGGUGUGUGAUAAAUAGGGGGCUUGAUCUGGUUUAUACCAGAGGGGUUUUCAGUCCAGGUCUGACAGGGAGUGGAAAACAAUACACCCGUGGUUAACUAAUUAAAUGAAAAACUGACAUAAAGUUGUCUUAGUAAGGUGUUUUUCCACCUGGACAAAGCACAACUAACACCCCUCUCACUGUGCAGUUUAACAGCACAACAAACUACAGCCUCCAAAGUGAAAGAAAGUUUAAUCAACACCUCUGGUAAAACAGUUUCAGACAUUAUAACCUUAAUGAAAGUAGGAUUUAUAAAAGGCUGUUGUAUUACUUCUUUGCAUUACUGCAUUACUUUUAGCUAAUCUUAGCAAUUAGCUAGUUUGCAGGUGCCGAGUCAUUCAUAGAUAUCAAAAUAGCAAUAUAAAAGUACCAAAUAUACAGUAUCAAAUAAUGGAUUUGUAAUGGAAUAUCUUUACAUUUAAAUAAAGGAUCUUAAGAACUUGUUCCACUGCUGGAAGCUACACAGAUAAAAGUAUUGGUCAUGCAUGAAGUCGGCUGCUGGAAAUUCUGGAAAUACACAUGAUUAAUAUAAUGGAAAUAUAUGGCACUCAGCUUGUGGUGCUCAAAGCGCCAAAAAAAUGCAUUUGAAAAACUGGCACAAAUUUGGGUUUUUUAAUCUCAUGCCACUUUCUGCUUCUACUUCGACAGCUUUCGUUCACUUACUUUACAAAUUAAGAUUUUUGCACACCAAACAUAUGAAAAUGUACAAUUGGUAACUAUUUUAACAAUCAUGUAGUAAUUUUUCACUUCUAAAGUUCAGAAUUUUUACAAAUCAAACAAUCAAUCGAUUAAUCGAGAAAAUAAUCAGCAGAUUAAUCCAUAAUGAAAAUAAUCAUUAGUUGCAGUCCUACACAGGGCCCAUUUUUCUGCUUUGAGUACUUUUACUUUUAAUACAUUUUCCUGAUUAUACUUACAUACUUUUAUUUAAGUAACAUUUUUAAUUCAGAGCUUUUACUUGUGUAUUUUUACAGUGUGGUAUUAGUACUUUUACUUAAGUAAAAGAUCUGAAUACUUCCUCCACCAGAGGUAUUUCCAUUUUCUGCAACUUUAUACUUCUGCUUCACUACAUUUCAGAAGGAAAUAUUGCACUUUUUGCUUCACUACAUUUAUUUGACAGAUGGCUACUAUACUUUACACAUUGUGAUUUUACAUGCAAUCAAUACGAUGCAUUGUUACAGAUUAAACUAUACAACGGGAUAUAGAGUAGUUCAUAUUAACUCAACCAUAUACAACAUUUGAAUGCUGCUUACAUGUCACGUAAUAAUAAUCCAAUCAUAUCUUUAUGAUAAUGUAACACUGACAAUCCACAGCAUAAUGAGUACUUUAAGUACUUUUUUCUGACAAUACUUCUGUACUUUGACUUGAGUAAAAUUUUAAAUGCAGGGCUUUAACUUACAAAGGAAUAUCUUUAUAUUUAAAUAAAGGAUCUGAAUACUUGUUCUACCACUGGAAGCUACACAGACAAGUUGGUAUAUGCACAAGGUCGGUUGCUGGAUAUUCUGGAAACACACAUGAUUAAAUGUCCCAAAACGUCAGAGUGAUUAAUCUGUUUGCUGGCUGUUGAAACCAGUUUUAAUGCACCUUUUGUCACAUACCAGAAGGCUAUAUCAUACGAGUCAUGUGCACAGAAACAGACAGUACACGUAUGUGUGAUGAUGGACAGUCUGAUGAAGCUUCAAGUCGUCUGUGAUGAUAUUUGAUUGAUUUAUUGCGUUGGGAGUGCUUUUUGUGGUUUGUUUUACAUUGUUCAGGCGCCACGCUACUAAGAUGAAAAAGUUCACAGUUCAAAUACUUUCUUUGGUUACUGUUGUUGUGGUUGGAUGCCACUGCUUACCAUCAAAAUAUACCAUACACCAGAUAUAUGCCAGAUGUCCUAUGUUAGUACAAAAAUAUUAGGUUUUCUUACUCAUAAGAAAAUGUGUCAGUAUGGGAUUUAAUAAUUAUCAGCUGCAGAGGAUCAUGAAAAAAGUCCAGGGCUGUGACUAGAUCGCUAGUCACAAAUAGCAGCAAUUCUGAAUUGAAAGGGAGGUUUUUUUUUUAUUUUGGGGAUAUUUAAAUUUUUUCACGGGUUACUUUUGUAAUUGUCAUUCUUCAUUUAUUUAUUUAGUGAGUAAAUAUGGUAAUAGAAAUAUACUAUGUGGAAGUUAGGGAUAAUUUAUUGCACUUGGUGUCUGUGUUUAUUAGCUUCUAUGUACAUUGUUGUAUUGCACAUUCUGGGAAUGAUGCAAACACUUAUAUAAAUGUACUGUAUACUGUAUGUGUGUGUGUGUUUUAGUAUUGUUUUUUCAUGUACUUUCAUGCCUUUGUAUUUUAGAGUUUAAUAUCUAGAUUUAAAAUGGGCUAAAAAUA